UAUAGAAACGUUUCUUCGCGUGUGUAGAAAUACUUUUCGCGUCAAUAAUCUUGAUUGAUUUUCAUUAAAGCCUCAUUUUUACAUAAGUUUCAGGUUGCCUUUACCGCGAAAAUGUCCAAGCCUGUGGUGGGAUACUGGGAGAUUCGCGGGUUUGUUAUGCCGAUUCGCUACCUUCUGGAAUACGUCGGACAGGAAUACGAAUUCAAGAGCUACAACUUGAAUGACCAGAAUGAGUGGCGACAGAAUGAUAAGCAGAAUCUCGGCUUGGAGUUUCCCAACCUGCCUUACUUCAUCGACGGAGACUUGAAAAUCACCCAGUCAAACGCCAUCGUUCGUUACCUUGCGCGCAAGCAUGGGCUCAUUGCCAAAAACGAUGAAGACGCUCUGGAACAGGACACUAUAGACGGUAUAGUGUGGGAUCUGAUGGUGCAGUGGAGUUGGCUGUGUUAUUUUACACCGGAUUUUGACAAAGAACUUCAGACUUACCGCAGUGGCAAGCUCAUGCCAGUUCUCCAACAACUCGAUAAACAUCUACAGAAUCGCGAUUACUGUGUGGGGAAUUAUCUGACUUACACCGAUUUCGGUUUAUACGAGCGUCUGGACGGCAAUAAUGAAUUGUUUCCCAACAUUCUGGAUGACUAUCCCAAUGUGAAGAAGUUUCAUGAGCGCAUAGGCAAUUUAAAAGGCAUCAAAGAAUUCCGCAAUUCCAAGCGAUUCAAUCGGGUGCUCAACGCCGAUUUUGCCAAAUGGAAUGAUAAAUAAGGCGUUAUGAUGUGAACUCUGUGACGCGCUAUGAUUUUUGCAAAAUACCAAAACAUAUUAUUGAUACCGUAAAACCCGAUAUUAACGCCCUGGGCCUUUAUUUUUUCGAGAGCUUCGGGAGGGGGCGCU
Messenger RNA from Paramacrobiotus metropolitanus, 891 nucleotides. Its product is annotated as glutathione S-transferase-like. The record is from RefSeq and is a predicted model, not a curated record. The transcript is spliced from 8 exons. Gene Ontology annotation, molecular function: glutathione transferase activity. Gene Ontology annotation, biological process: glutathione metabolic process. Lineage: Eukaryota; Metazoa; Tardigrada; Eutardigrada; Parachela; Macrobiotidae. The coding region runs from base 112 to 762 and encodes 216 amino acids.